Messenger RNA from Bombina bombina (fire-bellied toad), 2996 nucleotides. It is a transcript of the gene MMD, whose product is annotated as monocyte to macrophage differentiation associated. The transcript is spliced from 7 exons. NCBI's taxonomy places the organism in Eukaryota, Metazoa, Chordata, Amphibia, Anura, Bombinatoridae. Gene Ontology annotation, molecular function: pore-forming activity. The coding region runs from base 124 to 840 and encodes 238 amino acids. Gene Ontology annotation, cellular component: membrane. The record is from RefSeq and is a predicted model, not a curated record.
CGGCGGUGGAGUCAGUCAUCCCCAUCUCUCCGGGCUCCGGUGCUAUCUGAUGACCGCUGCUAUUCCCUCCUGAUUCCUGCCGCGCUGAGCUGCUUUGGUGGUGUUACCCACGCCGGCUCAUCAAUGGGUUCUAAAGAUUUCAAGCGGUUCAUGAACCAUCGCGCCCCAGCAAACAGCCGCUAUAAACCAACGUGCUAUGAACAUGCCGCCAACUGCUACACACAUGCAUUCCUGAUUUUCCCAGCUAUUGUGGGUAGUGCGUUGCUACAUCGGUUAUCAGAUGAUCGAUGGGAAAGGAUAACGGCAUGGAUAUAUGGCAUUGGUCUCUGCACCCUCUUUAUAGUGUCUACUGUAUUCCACAUAGUAACAUGGAAGAAGAGUCAUUUAAGGACAAUAGAACACUGUUUCCACAUGUGUGACCGCAUGGUGAUCUACUUUUUCAUUGCCGCAUCCUAUACACCAUGGUUAAACCUAAGAGAGCUUGGCCCUAUGGCUUCUCAUAUGCGAUGGUUUAUAUGGUUAAUGGCAGUAGGAGGAACUAUUUAUGUAUUUCUUUAUCAUGAAAGGUAUAAGAUUGUUGAACUGCUCUUCUAUUUAGCAAUGGGAUUUUCUCCUGCUUUAGUAGUGACAUCAAUGAAUAAUACGGAUGGUUUACAAGAACUCGCAUGGGGUGGAUUGAUAUACUGUAUGGGGGUGGUGUUCUUCAAGAGCGAUGGUAUCAUUCCAUUUGCCCAUGCCAUCUGGCAUCUAUUUGUAGCCAUAGCGGCUGCCGUGCAUUACUACGCCAUAUGGAAAUACCUGUACAAAAGUACCGCCACCGACAUCAUACGACACUUGUGAAACCUUCUUGAUUAUCAGUAUUACUUGACUUGAAAGUAGUGUAUGUUUGAGGGAAGUAUUGUAUGAUACACAAAAAACAAAUGCACUGACUUAUCUGGUUCUCUACAAACUACUGUGAACAAAGUGUGUAUCCAGGUAUUUUCUUUUAUACAUCUGCUACGACAAGGCCCAUUCCACAGCCAGUUUGCUGCUGGCGUUUCUAUUAACAGGUAUGUUGAGGUUUUUAAAAUCGCCUUCACAUGCCAGGUCUAACACACGAUUAAGCUAGAGUUGGAAACUGGCUUACCUAAUGUUUACAAAGCAGAGAUUUUUUUGUAAAUCUAUAGUUUGACUGUACAAUUUUUAAAACAGAUUUAUUUCUUUACAAAAUGAUGCAUUUAACAUUUAACAGGCAAUGUUUAAAAAAAAAAAAAAAUGAAAAUGAGGUUUUUUCUUCCUCAAUUUUUGCAAGCACUUAAAAUAUACAUUCCAAAAAGUAACUAUGCUGGUAAGGUAUCAACUCAUUUUCAUGUUGAGUAGGAAAAAAAAAAAUAUUGUCUUUCAGAUUAAAUUAUAAUGCGCUCAUUAGUGUCUUGUUUCUAUUUUUGAAUCCAGAUGAACAAAUUUGUGAAAGAUAAAAGCGCUAUUCAGAGGCCCUAAAGGUUUAAGGAUUGGAGUGUUUAACUGUUUACAACCGUAAAAGACAAGUAUUUCUGAUUGUUGCCAUUAUUAUCUUACUGGGGUUUUUUUCUGGUACCAGUAUUAUUUUAGAAUCAUCUAAAAGUUGCUUAAUCAAAUGAAGAUUAUGUAAAUGUAUAUAUAUUAAAAAAAAGGUGUGAUGCAGUUGUGUUUGAGUAUUAAACUACCAAGGUUGUUCUGUAUAUAGGCAAGGGUGCUUAAAGGGACAUGAAUAUAGGAUUUUUUAUAGUUUUGAAGUUUACUUCUAUUAAGAAUUUUGCUUCAUUCUCUUGGUAUCAUUUGAUGAAGGAGCAGCAAUGCUCUUCUGCUUUCUAACUGAACCACAUGGAUGAGCCAAUGACAAAAGGCAUAUAUAUGCAUCCACCAAUCAGCAGCUAGCACCCAGGUUCUUUGCUGCUCCUGAGCUUACCUAGAUAAACCCUUCAACAGGAUAAGAAGAAAAGGAAAGCAAAUUAAAUAAUAGAAGUAAAUUGGAAACGUUGUUUAAAAUGGUAUGUUCUGUCUGAAUCAUGAAUGUCUAAUUAUUACUUUACUGUCCCUUUAAAUCUGUAUCCUUAAAGGGAUAUAAAAGUGUAAACAUAAAAUAAUCUGUUUCAUCAGAGCAUUUUAUUUUUUGAUCAAGCUCCAUUUUUUCCACUUUUUAACUCCAAAAAGUGGUUAAAGGAACAGUAGUCACUUAACCCCCCCCCCCCCUCCCUUUUAUGCAUCUAAAAAAGCCAAUAUAUAAAAGUUUGGCUGUUUGUUUGUUUUUUAUUUAAAAUAUAAACUUUUUCCUGGAUGACUUAGUUAUUUCAAUAUCGGUUUCAACAAGUUUAACAUAACUUUUUUUAAUGUUAACAUGCAUAAUAGAAAUUUGUAGAAUUUAAUGCCACUUGAAACACAUAGGUCGCUCAACCGACUUGCUCCGAAGGUUCUUCCUAAGCAAGACACAGACAGUGAUUGGUAGACACAUACAUAUGAUUCUCUUCAUUGUCUCACCAGCCAUGUCCCUUUUUUAGAAGCCGUAAUGCAUUGUGUCUGACUGCACAACUAUACAACAUUAGACGCACUAAAACAAAAUAAUUAUUUCAAUAUUUAAAAUGCUUAAAGGAAAUAAAGCAUUUUAUUGUUACACUUUUACAUCCUUUUUAAAUGUAAAGAGAGAAUGAGCGCAGAAUCAUGACUCUCAAACAUACCGUCACUUUCCAUAAGAAACAUUUCACGUGUCGUAAAUCCGUAAUUUAGCACGCAGCUAAGAAUCAUGAUCAUAUUUCCAUUUUUUGCUUUAUACAAGUGUCUUAUAUUAAGAUACCUGUGUGAACUGUUUUCAUGUUUGUACUGAGACAUAUGUUGCCUUUAAUCAAGUUAUUCCCCUUGUUGUAGCUUAUUUAUCUGCAGUUUUCUACCCCCAUUUGUUCUGUUAAAUUUCACUCACUAUUUGUUUGCAAUUCUUAACAAAGUAUUCAUUAAACUCCUACAAUGUUUGCUUGAGGUCUAAA